Molecule: messenger RNA, 789 nt
Organism: Emiliania huxleyi CCMP1516
Lineage: Eukaryota; Haptophyta; Isochrysidales; Noelaerhabdaceae
Exons: 1
Source: RefSeq, a predicted model, not a curated record
AUGUCUCUCGCCGACGCCACUCGACUUUUAGCCGACCUCGCCGACCAGACGGCGACGCUCUCGCCGACCGGCUCCGAGACUCUGGACGUGGGCGGCUGGCAGGUCUUCGUCACCGACGGGCACGCGGUGCUGCCCGAAGGCAUGACGCACCUGCCGGACCGGGCGUUCCGCAACCGCGCCUCUCUCGUCUCGGUCGCCUUCCCGCGCAGCCUUGCCUCCAUCGGCAGCAGCGCCUUCGAGGGCUGCUCCUCGCUCUCCUCCAUCGACCUCCCUGCCGGCCUCACCGCCAUCAACAACCACACCUUCCGCCGCUGCUCCGCCCUCUCCUCCGUCACCCUCCCCGCCGGCCUCACCUCAAUCGGCAUGGGCGCCUUAGCCCACUGCUCCUCCAUCACCACCGUCACCUUUCCCGCCGGCCUCACCUCCAUCGGCCCCAGCGCCUUCCACCUCUGCUCCUCUCUCACCCGCGUCACCUUCCCUGCCGGUCUCACCUUCAUCGGCGAGGCCGCCUUCUUCCGCUGCUCCUCUCUCACCCGUGUCACCUUCCCUGCCGGCCUCACUUCCAUCAGCUGCGCUGUCUUUUCCGGCUGCUCCGCCCUCGCCCGCGUCGCCCUCCCCGCCACCCUCACCUCGAUCGGCGACUGCGCCUUCGACGCCUGCGAGGCCCUCGGCUCCGUCACCUUCCCCGCCGGCCUUACCUCCAUCGGCGAAGCCGCCUUCGAAGGCUGCUCCACCCUCGCCAACGUCACUUUGCCAACCACCUGCGAGAUCGGCGACGCGGCCUUCGAC